This is a messenger RNA of Bursaphelenchus okinawaensis, 2103 nucleotides long. The record is from the annotation of a GenBank genome assembly. NCBI's taxonomy places the organism in Eukaryota, Metazoa, Nematoda, Chromadorea, Rhabditida, Aphelenchoididae.
AUGGCAGCUGUAAAUUGUAUUUUACAUCGAUUCAACGACAACUUUUUUAGUUAUGGGCACAGGGGCGACAAUCCAUGUAAGUGUUUUUAUUGUUCUUUUAAGUUUUACGUGCUUCUACUGGUUAAAACUAUGUCUUACUAAUACAACAGCUUUUUCUAAACUUGCUUUAUCUUAUUUUAAUACUUCGUUUUAGCUGGGAUUAAUCUUUUUGACCAGUUAAGUCAAUCUUCUCCAUCUGUUAACAAUGAAGAAGAAACAGCUCAAAUUGAAGUGGAACUAGAGGGUCGUUUGGUUGUCUGCAGUGGAGAUGAUGCAGAUGAGAUACGUUUAGUUAAUAAUGGAGAUUAUGUUCAGUUAGACAUUAGUGAAAUCAAUGGAUUUUCAUAUUUUUCUGGAAUGGUAAGCUCUAUCUAUACCUACUUUAACGUUUUCUUUUGUAUUUUCUUUAAAUCUUCAUAAUUUCAGAAGCUAAGGGUUAAGGGAGUACAAGCAGAUGUUGGUAGUCGCAAAAUGAAAGUAAAAUCAAUUGUUCCGUUUACUUCUUUGCCGUUAGCGAAGCUUCAAGAUGAUUCGGGUAUGUUAAUAUAAUUUUGGUUAGUUUUUCUGUUUUUAGACUUUCUUCGCGUUUGUAUGGCGUUUGGACCCUUUGUUAACAACAGUUCACAUGAUCAGCUCGAUUAUUUCUUGGAAAAAGUUAUGAAUUUAAAUGCUUCUGCUGUGAUUUUGGUAAGAUAAUAUCAAAAUUAGUUGUUUUAGGGCGCUGGAAUUUUGGUCAAAGUUCACUGACUGAAAGACUAAAUUCCUGUUUUAAGGUUUAUUUGUUUAAGUUAAACUAUUAUUUUUAGUCUGGACCAUUUUACAACCCAGCAGAGCAAGAAAAAGCUGUAGAAAGGACGAAUAUUGUGUUACAAAAGAUCUCAGACAAGGUUAAUGGCUCUAAAACGAAAGUCAUUGUUCUUCCUAAUGCUUCUAAUGACAUUUUGAGUACAAACACGUUUCCAACACCAGCAUUAAGGCCUGAAUUGCUUGGAAUUACUGGUCUAUCUAGGGUAAAUUUAGUUUUAUAUUGUUUUAGGUAACAAACUUCUGUGAUUGACUUUUAUUAGAGAUUUUAGGUAAAAAUUGGCUUUGUGCUGUACUUUUUGAUUAAGGUUAGCUAGUUUAAGCUUUUGUGGGUAAUUAUAACAUGUUUUUCUUUUCAGAACAUUGAGUUUGUGCCAGAUCCAGCUGUGUUCUCAUUAAAUGGAGUUUCUUUUAUUGUUACAAGCUCGGAUCCGUUGAAAAACCUGGCAAAAAAAGAGAAAUAUUGUGGAGAAGUGUCGCAGUCAAAAGAUAGAAUGUCAAUUUUGUGUGAACAUCUUCUAGAGUAGGUGUUACUACCAAAUUAAGGGUAUUUGUAUAGUUUGGUCAAGGUUCAUGAAGGUCAUAGUCUAAUGGCUCAUAUGAUCAUUUCUAAUGACUGAAUGGAAUUUUUUAGCUUAAAGUUUAUAACCCUAAGGAUACAUUAAUGUAUAUAAAAUGAUCGUUUUUAGUCAAAGAUUAGCUUGUCCGGCUUCAUUUGGACAACAAUCAAGCGUUGUGCAUAAUAUUGAGGAUGAGCAUUUCACAGAACGACCUCAUUUCUUUGUUGUACCUUCAAAUCUGGCUCAGAUCAAGAAGGUAGGGUCAAGUCAAGGUUUAUAUCGUCUAGAAAAAUGAAUUUUUAAGGUUUUCUUUGGGAUUUUAUCAAGGAUAGGCUUGGUUUUGUCAUGGAUAAUAUAGUUUUUUGACUAAAAUUUUGUUUUUUAAUGAUUUUUAGGCUGUUUUUAAAAGUUUGAGAUAGAGAAAAUGAUAAAAUGAUGAGAAACGUAAACUAAAGUAAUGGUCAUUAUAUCAAGUGAAAUUUCAUAAUGAUCUUUAUAUAACUACACAUUUCAGAACGUUCAAAACACAAUGUUCCUGAACCCAGGAAAGUUUUUGUUCGGCCAAAAGGUGCGAUACAGUAAGAUCGAUGUAAAUAUUAAGCGAGCCAGAACAAAUCAAGCCGAUUCAAUUGGAUUAGAAGCCUUCAGUAGCGUCGAAAAUCGGUCAGAAGUCUUUGCGGAAGAGAAAAUGGAAACUUAA